Sclerotinia borealis F-4128 is the source of this 2232-nucleotide messenger RNA. Lineage: Eukaryota; Fungi; Ascomycota; Leotiomycetes; Helotiales; Sclerotiniaceae. The record is from the annotation of a GenBank genome assembly.
AUGGCAGAAUUCGAUAUUAUCGCCUUCAACAUUGCGGCCUUCAUCAGUGGACUCUUUGUCCUUGAAUUUGGUGCUGACAAGUUCAUUGACAACACUGCGAAAUUGGCAGCUCGAUUGAAUGUGUCACCAACAUUGAUCGCUUUGCUAACUUCAGGUGCCGAAUGGGAAGAACUUGUCGUGGUCGUGGCCGCCAUCUCCCAGCAUCAAUCUUCGCUCGCAAUUGGUAAUAUCAUUGGAUCAUACAUCUCAAAUAUUCUAGGUGCAUUCUCUCUAGGUCUUAUCUUCUAUCCCAGUUCUAUUAAAUUUGACAAAAGCUCAAAAAUUUACACCACUAUUCUUCUCAUCAUCACUACUUUAUUAUCGAUAUUCAUUCUUUUCUUCGAAUCUUUGGGAAGAAUAGUAGGAGCGACGCUUAUCGCUGUCUUUGGGACAUAUGUCGCAUCCAUAGCAUAUGCAAUAUACCAAGGCAUCAUGGAAGCGCCAGAGAAUGACUCGGAUAGUGACAGUGAUACUUCUUCGGAUGAGAGGGACUUUGAUGAGACUUCGCUUGAAAAGUCACGCUCUCCAAUUCACUCAAGUAACACUAGACUUCAAACCAUGUCACGGUCUAACGAUGACUAUGAAAAUCUUCCACCGCGAGAAUCUUUCGAAGAACAAAAUGAAGGAACUAGUCUAAAAGAUAACUUCAAAAUCCAACGCAAGACUGCCCGUUCCAUUAUAAACCAUAUUGUACACCUUACGCUAGGUCUUCUCGCACUUUCCCUCUCCGGGUAUAUUCUAUCUCAUAGUCUCUCGUCUCUAGCAACGACACUUUCUCUAUCCACUACCGUUCUUGGCACUACUAUCCUUUCAAUCGCGACAACUCUUCCUGAAAAGCUUAUCGCCAUACUUUCCGGAAAGAAAAGGCAGGGAGGAAUCAUCAUCGCGAAUACAACCGGCUCAAAUAUCUUUCUGCUGACAUUAUGUGCGGGCGUACUAUUUCUUGCUGGUGAUUUGAAGGCUUUGAGAGAUAGCGUGGGUAUAUCUGAGGUGGCUUACUGCAGUCUCAAAUCAAACCAUUCCCUUGAGAAGAAGCCCAGCAUCGUUGUAGUGACCGAGAAUGAACCUCAAGAUUCUUCGUUAGAUUCUUCCUUGCAUUCACGUUUCUCCCAAUGUUCCUUGCCUCUACGAUAUGCACAACGAGUAGCAGAAUUACUAUGGAAGUUUGCCAAGUUCACUGGCCCAGGUGCUAUCAUCAGCGUGGCAUAUAUCGACCCUGAUAACUAUCAGUCGGAUUUAUCAGCGGGUGCAAAAUUUAAGUCAGUUCUCGCCAAUAGCCUUUUCCAAUCCUGUGCCAUUCUAGGCGGGAACCUCAUGCCUCAUACCAUCUAUCUGGGCUCUGGUCUCGUGCAAGCCCGCAUGCGCGAAUUCGAUCAUCAAAAUGAAAAAUACCACGAAACCCGCACAUCCGACUCGCGCUUCGCAAUCAUGCUCUAUCGACCCACCCUCUCUGCUAUCAAAUCCUGCAUGACAUAUACCAUAGCGGAACUCUGCAUCACACUAUUCGUAGUCGCCAGUUUUGUCAAUUCCGCCAUUUUGAUCGUCGCAGCCGCUAGUCUAUCGGAGGAUGCAAACCACGAUGCGGAUUUACAGGGCAUGUACUAUCUUUUUGUGGAUACGAUUGGGCAGGCGGCAGGUACAUUUUUUGCAGUGGGAUUGCUGUUCUCGGGUGUGAGUGCGGGGAUUGUGGCGACGAUGGCGGGUCAACUUAUUUGUGAGGGGGCGAUGGAGUGGCGCGUGUCGCCUUUUUGUAGGAGGUUGGUUACGAGGCUGGUUUCGAUUGGGCCGGCGGUGGUGGUUGCGGUGGCGAUGGGGGAGAGGGGCCUUGCGGAGGCGCUGAAUGCGUGUAAUGUGGUGUUGUCGGUUUCGUUGAUCUUUGUUACGUUUCCGUUGGUGUGGUAUACGUGUUGUGAGAGGUAUAUGAGGGUUGGGGUUGAUGAUGGCGUUGAUUAUGGGGAGGGGAAUGGGGGUGAAGUUGGGAAUGGGAAUAGGGUGGUGGGGGUUUUGGAGGGAGGAUUGAGGGGUGUGGUUAGGGAUGCAGAAGGGGGAGAGAUGGGGAGAGGAGAGGGCACAGUUAGUCUAGCUAAUGGGUGGGUGGUCACAGGAGUGGGAUGGUUACUUUGGUUUGUGAUUGCUGGGUUGAACGUUGCGCUUUUAACAUUUUUAGGGUUGGGGAUUGGAGGGGAUGAUUAG